Laccaria bicolor S238N-H82 is the source of this 379-nucleotide messenger RNA. RefSeq lists its product as uncharacterized. The transcript has a single exon. The record is from RefSeq and is a predicted model, not a curated record. Lineage: Eukaryota; Fungi; Basidiomycota; Agaricomycetes; Agaricales; Hydnangiaceae. The coding region runs from base 1 to 369 and encodes 122 amino acids.
AUGACGAGGACAACGACACGUCAGCGGACGACACGUCAGCAGACGACACGUCAGCGGACGACGAGGACGGCCACACGUCAAUGGACGACGACCACGUCAACGGACGACGACCACGUCAACGGACGACGAGGCGACGACUACACGUCAACGGAUGACAACCAUGUCGACGGAGGAUGGCCACGUCAACCAACGGCCACGACCCACGACGUAGAGCACCCACCCCGUUGGCGAAGACGACGACGAGUGCAUACGACGACACGACAACGACGCGACACAACGGCGACGCGACGCCACGACGACAAUGCAACACGACGACGACGCGCGCCCACAUCGUCGAGCGCCCACGUCGUCGACAACGCAACACGUUGACGACAACGCG